UUUCGCCUGCACUGCUCGAGUCAGAAGAUUAUGACACAGAUCUGGAGUUUGAGGACAUAGCAAAGGACAGUACGAAAAAAGAUUUGAGUGAGAUGUACAUAAAAGCGUGCCAGCAGGAGGGCAUUGUACCUGUCUCGUAUUUUAUCCGUCAUAUAAAUGACACUCAUAUGCAACUGAGUCACCACGGAUUAGGGCCCAAAGGCACAAGUGCGAUUGCCAUUUCAUUGAAGUCUAACACUAGCAUAACUCACCUGAGCUUGGAGGACAACUGGAUAAUGGAAGAGGGAAUAGUGCACCUGAUGGAAAUGAUGAGAGAAAACUGCUAUAUACAGGAUCUGAAUCUUUCCCACAAUCACUUGGGUGUGCAAGGCUCUCAAAUCAUUGCCGUUAUGUUACUGGAAAACGUCUCCUUGCAACGAAUCAACCUUGCACAGAAUGAAUUUAAAGAUGAAUCUGCAAAGCAUUUUGCUGAGGCUUUCUCGGCCAAUUUCCGAGUAAGUGAGCUGAACUUGAGUCACAAUGAGUUCUGCGAGGAAGGAGGAGCUAACCUUGGUCAAAUGUUAGCUGCUAAUGAAGGACUUCAAGUUCUAGAUCUGAGCUGGAACCACAUCCGUAUGAAGGGUGCUAUUGCUCUAAGUGCUGGACUGCAGGUCAAUGACACGCUUAAGGUGCUAAACCUGUCCUACAAUGGUUUUGGUAAUGAAGGAGCUCUGGCCCUGGGUGAAGCUUUAAAAGUGAACACAUCUCUUCAACACCUGGACAUCAGCUGUAACCGAAUUGGUAAUGAGGGAGUGAGGCUCCUCUGCAAAGGAUUGGACACCAACGAAACUCUCCGCGUGCUGAAGCUCUCCAGAAAUCCCCUCAGUGUAGAAGCAGCUCUCUUUCUUUUGACGUCCAUCACUAAGAAUCAAGAAAGCAAGGUGGAGGAACUGGACAUUUCUAAUGUGCUGGUAAACGCCCAAUUUCUCAGCCGCCUAGAGACAGCCUGUCGAUCCCGUCCUGAGCUCCAUAUAAUAUAUGCUGGGAAACAGGGAUUUACUGCAAGAAAAUUAGCGGCACGCCCAGACCCUAUGAAAGUCAUCCAGAACUACUUGGAUGAACGCAAGUUGCGGCUUAUUGACUUCUUCAAGAAGAUGGAUAAAGAUGGCAGCAUGAGGAUACCAAUCAGUGACUUCUGCCGGCAUAUCUCGCUUGCAGGACUUCCCUUGGACGGGGCACAAAUGGAAGCUUUGUUGCAGACACUGGAUAAGGAACAGACUGGGAGUGUAGAUUACAGGGACCUUGUUGAUUCACGGAAGAAAAUGGUGAAAGAGCAUCGUGAGAAAUUACGACGUAAAGAGAGAAGGGAGCGUCAGGAGAGACAGCGUAGUCAGCGGGCGCUGAGAUCCUUUCACAAUGCUGUAAGGGCUUUGACUCCUCCACCUGCGCCUAAGGUGGCAGCAGGAGGCAGUGCCAGCUCUGCCCAGCUAUCGGUUACAUCACUGAGCUCCUGGUACCAGGAAGGGGAAGCGAAGACUAACUCCAGUAUACUGUACAACCAAAGUGGGAUCUUUGAAGGAGCAAGGUCUACAGAGAGUCCAGAGAAUUACCGCUACUACAGCUCACAAGGCAGUAUGGGAUCUCCUUGCAUCUCAGGACCCCCAUCUUCACACUCUAUGACAAGGAAUGCAAGUCAACAAGACCUCUGACACAUUACAGGUCCUCUGUGGGUAUCAGCCUCAUAUCCUUGCUGGGUCACCCAGUAAUACCAAUACACAAGCGUAAGGUAAUA
This is a messenger RNA of Pelobates fuscus (common spadefoot toad), 1771 nucleotides long. It is a transcript of the gene LRRC74A, whose product is annotated as leucine rich repeat containing 74A. NCBI's taxonomy places the organism in Eukaryota, Metazoa, Chordata, Amphibia, Anura, Pelobatidae. The record is from RefSeq and is a predicted model, not a curated record. The coding region runs from base 93 to 1688 and encodes 531 amino acids. The transcript is spliced from 13 exons. Gene Ontology annotation, molecular function: protein binding; calcium ion binding.